UGUGCAUGCCAAUCUUAGUGUCACGACGCCGAACACCGAAAGAGGAGAAGUCAACAUUUUGUGAUUGUGGUGACUGUUUUUGUCGGCAAACAAACGUCCAGCAGGGGCGAACAGGCAUUCAGGAGACAUGCUGGCCAUUCUGUCCACGCUUCUGGUGGUGUUGGGAGCUGCAUCUGCAGAGUACUGCAGCAGUUACACAGACGCGUUCGGGGACUACAAGUCUGGGUUCAGCUGCCCCAGGAACUCUCUCUUCAGCUUCAACAAUGAUGACAACGAUGACAUCUACUGCUGCGGUACCAGUACCUACAAGUACUGCUGCAGCUGGAGAGCUGGGAGCUUCAACAUUGGAUCUGUGAUGGGCGGGCUGUUUGCAGUGUUUGUGCUGGUUGUCAUAGUUACCAUCAUCUCCUGCUACAUGUGUAGCUGCUGUGUUAUCUACAAGCGACGUCAGGCAAACCGCGCCCAUGUCAUCACUACCACCGGUGGAGCUCCAGUCGUGAUGACGACUACACAUUCAACAACAACCUAUCCACAACCAGGACCACAACCCUACCCUGGGGCACAACCCUACCCCCAGGGGCAACAACCCUACCCCCAGGGACCCCAGCCCUACCCACAGGGACCCCAGCCCUACCCACAGGCUCCACAACCCUACCCACAGGCACCGCAGCCCUACCCUGGUGCACAGCCGUACCCUGGGGCCCAGCCCUACCCUCCCCAGCCCUACCCAGGGGCCCAGCCCUACCCUGGAGCCCCAGGGUCAGAGGCACCCCCACCCUAUGCCACAGCCACGAGCUACCCAUCGGGGAAGGACCCAGCCUACCCACCACCCGCCCCUCUACCUUACUGAGCUGGGAGAGAAAAGAGCUUGUCGUAUCCAGAACUGUGUUUUAUCCAUAACAAUG
This is a messenger RNA of Branchiostoma belcheri (Belcher's lancelet), 905 nucleotides long. Its product is annotated as protein shisa-5-like. The transcript has 4 exons. Bases 128 to 850 code for a protein of 240 amino acids. Lineage: Eukaryota; Metazoa; Chordata; Leptocardii; Amphioxiformes; Branchiostomatidae. The record is from RefSeq and is a predicted model, not a curated record.